Messenger RNA from Theobroma cacao (cacao), 1882 nucleotides. The record is from RefSeq and is a predicted model, not a curated record. NCBI's taxonomy places the organism in Eukaryota, Viridiplantae, Streptophyta, Magnoliopsida, Malvales, Malvaceae.
UUUAAUUUGGAAAUGCAACCCUCCAUGAACCAUGUUCGAGUUCAAGUUCAAGUUCAACUACACCAAGUAGUCUUUUUGUUUUGUCUGCGAUUGCAUGUUUCACAAUCAUAAACUUUUCACUAGAAUCAGACCAAAAAGAAGAAAAAGAAUAAUAAUAAUAACUUUUAACUAGGUAGCUUGUUUAAUUUGUUGAACAUGUAGAGAGAAAUGGAGUGGAUGACUCUAGAUGGCUUGCUUUUUUUUCCUUAAUUUUUGAAAGGGAAAACAUUUGCGGGAAUAGAACAAAUUCUUGGAUUCCAAAUUCAAUGUGAAGGAAUAAGUGCUUUGGGUUUUGAUAAGUGAUCCAGUCAUCCAGAUUCCAGGCCAGUACUUUACUGUUUAAGUACUGAAUUUGCUAUGGGAACUUGUAUAUAAAUGGGUGAACAACAGAUCGAUCCAAGUAGAUGCACGAAACUCAAGCUUUUAUACAUAGUUUUCUUUCCUGGAUUUCAGUCAUUCUCGUUGCUCUGGGAGUCGAGAUAAGGCUGAAGGUAUCCAUACUUAACCAUCAACUAUAUCGCCAAAUAGAGCGGCCUGGCUGGAAGCUGGGUUGGGCGUGGGUAGGUGAUGAGGUGAUUUGGAGCAUGCAGGGAGCUGAGGCUACAGAGCAAGGAAACUGCUCUAGGUUCAAGGGACAAGAACUUCCUCAUUGUUGUGAAAAGAAGCCAGUGAUUGUUGACCUUUUACCCGGAGCCUUGUACAAUCUGCAGACCGCUAAUUGUUGCAAAGGAGGUGUACUAACAUCCAUGGUACAAGACCCUGAUAAGAUUGCUGCGGUUUUUCAGAUGGUUGCUGGAUCUGUCAACGUUUCAGACUUCAUAAUGCCAGAAAAUUUUACUCUUGGAAUUCCAGGGUAUUCCUGUGGGAAGCCAGUUUCGGUUGCACCAAGUAAGUAUACGUCUGAUGGAGGCCGUCGGUGGACACAAGCUCUGGGAACUUGGAACGUGACAUGUAUCUACUCCCCGUUUCUGGCAUCAACUUCUCCAAAGUGCUGCGUCUCCUUAUCUGCAUUCUACAAUAGGUCAAUUGUUCCCUGUCCCAAGUGCAGCUGCAGCUGCCAAGGAUUACCUGAAGCAAAAUGUGUAAAGUUUGGUGAAGCACCAUCGCCGUUACAAGAACUAGAAGAUCCAAAUCAGGAGCAACCAUCUUUAGUCAGGUGCACGCAGCAUAUGUGCCCAAUACAGGUCCAUUGGCAUGUGAAACGAAGUUACAAAGAAUAUUGGCGGGUCAAGAUAACGGUGAAUAAUCUGCAUAUCAUGAAGAAUUAUAGCCAUUGGAACUUGGUGGCAUCACACCCCAACCUAAAAAGCCUGACACAAGUUUUCAGCUUCAAUUAUGAGCCACUUAACCAGUAUGGGUAUAUCAAUGAUACAGGGAUGUUUUGGGGGAUUCAGUACUACAAUGACAUGCUGCUAGAGGAAGGUGAAAGGGGAAAUGUGCAAUCUGAAAUGCUGCUUCACAAAGAACAAGGGGUAUUCACUUUCAGAGAAGGAUGGGCUUUCCCGAGAAGAAUUAUGUUUAAUGGCGAUGAAUGCGUCAUGCCCCCUCCUGAUGAGUACCCAAGGCUGCCUAACGGUGGACAUAGUGCCAGAUUGAGCCUUUCUGCAAUCUUUUGCUCAUUGUUGCUGCUAAUAAUUCUGUGCUGAGAAGUGAAUACUAUGAGCAUUAGAGACAUCACUUCCCAAUUGUACAAAGCCAUUGAAUUUAUAGUGUUUGAAGAAAUUAAAAAUACAGAGCAGGAUACGUACUAACAUUGAUGACAAUUAGAUAGAAGAUUUCCUACUUCCUUUUCAUUCAUCCGAAACACCUUAAUUCUGUGAAUGCAUAGAAAGAUUAUUGUUGA